Molecule: messenger RNA, 2030 nt
Organism: Plectropomus leopardus (leopard coralgrouper)
Lineage: Eukaryota; Metazoa; Chordata; Actinopteri; Perciformes; Serranidae
Gene: spp1
Product: secreted phosphoprotein 1
Biological process (GO): ossification; cell adhesion
Source: RefSeq, a predicted model, not a curated record
GCAGCGAACAACAUCCAGGAGAAACCCAGGAGAUAAACUAAAGACAAAGCACGUCUGUCUGGUUCUGCUCCAUAAUCUGCAGCAGCUGAACUCCUGAAGCUUCCUCCGACUGCAAACAAGACACCAAACUGUGACACAAUGAAAGUGGCCAUUGUUUUCGUUCUGCUCUUCGCCACAGUCCUCUGCCGGCCGGCGAGAAAAGUUUCUGUCAGCAGUUCAGAGAGCUCUGAAGAAGUGGUGAGACGACCAGCAGCUCAGCCCAUCAGGAGAAAGGCGGCAGAUGUUCCUGCAGCACCUGUGCAGAACGUUGAAGCAGCAGCUACUACUGAGUCAGACGAGAGCACAGAGAACUCUGACGAGCAAGCAGCAGCAGAGGCUCUAGUAGAACUCAAAUCUGACAGCACAGACACAACUUCAUCCCCAGACACAGCCUCUGUCGACAGCCAGGACAGUGAGGACAGCGAUGAUGAUGACGACGAUGAUGAAGCAGAGGAGAGCGAAACUGAUGAGGAUGAGUCUAGCGACAGCUCAGAGUCCGGUGAGUCCUCCACCCCCGCUCCCGCCACCGACGUCCCUGUGGUCGUCACAGAGGAACCUGCGGUUGAAACCACUGCCGAGCCCAUCGUGCCUACCAUCGUCACAGACUCAGGCCGCGGCGACAGUUUGGGAGGCUACCCCAGCGAAUACAAGUCCAUUGUCUAUGUGGAGGACAAAUCCUACCACAAGGUGCCUGCUCCCUACAAGUCCUACGAGUUUAUGGGCAAGAAGAUGGCCUACGACAUGACUGAGGACAACGAGGUGGAGAAGUCAGUGAAGAUGUACAAGGCUCUCCAGGUCCACUCUGACCUCAUGGAAGAGGACACCAGCACCCCCGAGGUGGAAAGCCAGGGCCUCGACGUCACCUCUGGCACCUCACAGGACCAGGACGUCAGCCCCCGCCAGGCCUCCAUCCCAGAAGAGGAGGAAAGUGCUAGCGCCAGCGAUGCCACCACCAGUGAGAGCUCCAGCACCCCAGAGGAGGAGGAGGAGAGCGCCAGCACCACCAGCGACAGCGCCAGCACCAGCCAGGAGUCAGAGGACGAGGAAAGCCAGAGCAGCGAGGAGGCCACAGCCACGCCCGGAGCUGCUGACAGCGAGUCAGACGAGAGCGAUGAGAGUGACUCAGACGAGCAAGGGGCGGGACCAGACGCCACCACUGACAUACCAGUGGUCAUCACUGCCAAAUAAGCAUCCACGAAGUGGUGUCUGAUAGAGUCACAUAAAGAGCACACGCUGCAUUCAGGUGCAAAGAGCCCCCUCCAGAGCCACUUUCUACUGUAGGGCCAAACAGGGACAGCCAAGGAUUCAUUCUUAUUCAUUUCAAUGUGUUCUAGCAAUAUUUAUGUGAUAACUUGUGCAGAAAUGCUUUUCCUUCAGGAUUGUAUUUAAAUAAACCAAUAACUCCUUCAUCCUGUGGUCUGGUUACCCUGGUAAAUCCAAUGUUUGACCCUGCAGGGGAAAAGUGGUAGGAUGUUGAAACUGCUACAUGUAACAGGACUGACCUAAUGACCUUUGCCCCCUCCACUCUCCCUUCUGUUACUGUGGGGUGAAGUCAAAACUGGAAAUAAACAGUCCUGAUAUCUACACUAGCACAACACUGCAUUUAAUCAAAACUGCAAUAUGCAAACCUCCAUUGGUUUUGUGCUUCCAAAGAGAAAAUUGCACAUUUUAUUUAAAUACUUGUAAUCAUUUCAAGCAUCAGUUUAAACUUGACACUAAGUCAUGCAUUUGCUGCCUGUGUGGCUUGGCUUUUUUGCUCGCUAGUAUCAACUCUGCUGGUGUAGAUAAAAGGAUGUAAUCUAAGAGGAAGUCAGUAUCUGUUACAGGGUUCAGUGAGAUAUAGAUGCAGUACACACACACAUAGAUACAACACAGUCCUGUUCAUUUGCACAGUUACCUACACUACAUGUUGUUUGUCCCAUGUUGUUUACUGUAAUGUAUCAUAUUGUACCUUUUCUAAAAUAUUAAUAAAGUUCUUUUUCAUAAAAUGA